AUGGCCUACUUUACUGUAAAUCGAAUCAAUACCAUACGAAACUUGCAAUAUAAAAAUACUUUCCUGAUUCCUGAGAUUAUAUAUGACCUAUUAUUGAUGUUAAGCCUGUAUACCUUCUUGCUAGGUAUAUUGUUCCACGAUAACGCCUUCUGCGCUCCUGGUAUCCGCUCUAUAGGCGAUCUAAGGCGUUUAUUUCUGGAGGGUGAUCAGUAG
This is a messenger RNA of Penicillium manginii, 213 nucleotides long. RefSeq lists its product as uncharacterized. The record is from RefSeq and is a predicted model, not a curated record. Lineage: Eukaryota; Fungi; Ascomycota; Eurotiomycetes; Eurotiales; Aspergillaceae. Bases 1 to 213 code for a protein of 70 amino acids. The transcript has 2 exons.